Soboliphyme baturini is the source of this 618-nucleotide messenger RNA. The record is from the annotation of a GenBank genome assembly. Lineage: Eukaryota; Metazoa; Nematoda; Enoplea; Dioctophymatida; Soboliphymatidae.
AUGUUCGCGGCCGAGUGCGACGUGACGGGGGAAACCUAUAACCUGCCUCUAAUCGAGAACUUCAAACGUACCUGUACCGAUUGUGAAACCUGUUCUACGAAUGAUAUGCACGCGAUGCUUCAAACGAAUCCAAGGCCAGAUAAUGGAUGGUAUUUGUUCAACUACAAGUUCGGAACGGCGUUGCAGCGUUGGAAAAGAUGGGAGAAACAUCUUAGCGGUCAGCAGCCCAGCUUGGAUCAGCAGAUCUUUCCACAACACAUCACGUUCGUAGAUCUUUCGCAUCUGUGGACCGAAACCAUCGUUCUUUCUAUGCUGCUGUGUUCUUCAGCUUAUGCGGUUGUCUUGUAUUACUUCGUGCGACUUUAUUUCCUAAAGAACCGGCUGAGUCAAGAUGAAAGCAGUGUUGAAACCGAAAAUCGGGGAUCGAUGACCGAUCGUUCUUUGGGUAGCGACAACAGUAGCCUAGCCGCAGUUGCUUCAAGGUUUCGCCAUGACUUUCAGACCAUCCGUUGCAUGGGUCAUGGUGGAUUUGGGGUCGUUUGGGAGUGCAAGAACAUUCUUGAUGAAAAUACGUACGCUGUAAAAAGAAUCGCCAUACCUGAUCGGUAUGUCGUCUGA